AUGAAGACUGCCGCCGCCCUCCUUGCCCUUGCUGCUUCUGCCAGCGCCUUCACCACUUCCAAGCCUGCUGCUCCACGCACCACCGCUAUGGAGGCUGCCAUGGAUGACUACGUCGGUUCUGUCAACCUAUUUGGAUCGGAAUUCAAGUUCGACCCCUUGAACCUUUCCGAGACCUACUCGCCAUUCCUUCCAUGGUUCCGUGAGUCCGAACUUCGUCACGGACGCACUGCCAUGAUUGCCGUUGUUGGUUUCAUUGCCACAGACUUUGUUCGUCUCCCGGGAGAGAUGUACUCUUUCGAGAGCAUCCCCAAGACUGUUGAUGCACACGAUGCUCUUUUGCACAACGGACCCAUGUACCAACUUCUUUUGUGGAUCGGUCUUUUCGAUUUGGUCAUCACCGCCCCUGCCGCUGUUGCCACCAUGAACGGAGAACGUGAAGCCGGUGACUUUGGACAAACUCUUUUCGCCCCAUCUGACCCUGCGGCCAUGAAGAAGAAGCAAGAAUCCGAGCUCAUGAACGGACGCCUUGCCAUGUGCGCCAUCGGAGGAAUCGCCACCCAAUCUAUCGUCACUGGACACGGUUUCCCAUACCUCUAA
Molecule: messenger RNA, 597 nt
Organism: Cylindrotheca closterium
Lineage: Eukaryota; Bacillariophyta; Bacillariophyceae; Bacillariales; Bacillariaceae
Source: the annotation of a GenBank genome assembly